Molecule: messenger RNA, 1448 nt
Organism: Hypoxylon fragiforme
Lineage: Eukaryota; Fungi; Ascomycota; Sordariomycetes; Xylariales; Hypoxylaceae
Product: GINS complex, Sld5 component
Exons: 3
Coding region: 211-876 (221 amino acids)
Biological process (GO): double-strand break repair via break-induced replication; DNA-templated DNA replication
Cellular component (GO): GINS complex
Source: RefSeq, a predicted model, not a curated record
UAUGCAGUUACAUGUACAUAACUAUGUAAGGUUAGUUAAUUGCGAAAAACGUACAGGGAGUUAUUGCCCGUACCUCACUCACACUCCCUCCCUCCCUCACUCCCUCCCUUCCUCACUCCCUACCCAAGUAACUUCUCAAUGUUAGUGGUAGGCGACAAUCAGAUCCACCCUAAGCUCACCAUAUAAUGGUCAAUCUAAAGUACAUGAAAAAUGGACAUCGACGACAUUUUGCGAGAAGUUGAUCCUACCUUCGACUCGAUUCCUGAGGAGACGCGCGAUCUUCAGGCGUUAACGCGUGUUUGGAUGGCAGAAAGAUCGUCACCCGAACUACUUAGUUGGCCAGCCGAUGGCCUAUUUGAGCGAAUCACAGAUCGCAUAAAAAAGCAAAUCGAGAAACUCGAGGACAUGACUGGCGACAUGGAUCCCAAGACCAACUUUGCCCUGAUCGUUAUACAGACUGAGCUUGAGCGGUACAAAUACCUGGUCAGAAGUUGCUUAAGGGCUCGCAUAGCUAAAAUUGACAGGCACACGCUGUACUAUCUGUCUAGUCCAGUCCUCCGGGCACGUCUCUCCUCCACCGAGCUAGCAUAUGCAACUCGACACCAGGCUCUCCUCCAUAAUCACUAUCUAUCCUCUUUCUUGUCAUCCUUCCCGCCACCUUUACAGAAUCUGAACGAUACUGCUGGGAAUACUAGUAUGAUUGACGCUCCGGAUCUUGAUACAGCAGUGUUCAUCCGCUUGCUCAAGGACACGCCCGUCAAAGGCCGUGGAACUGAUGCUGACGGUUAUCGGCAAUACGAGAAUGGAGCUAUCAUUAUUUUGCGAUGGUCUGAUGCUCAGAGUAUUGUUGAUUCCGGGCUGGCAGAAAUAGUUUGAUGAUACUGCCUCCCUAAAACUCCAAAGAAGUCAUCCCCAAUGCACCGGCCACUGUUGCCAAAGCAAAGAUAGCUUUAGCCGCCAUGCGAGGCAUGUCUUCUACAAGACUUGAACAAAAGGUCAUAUCAUGGUGAAUGGCACUCUGCUCUUUAUCCCAUGGAUACCUUCUAUGUAUGAGCUAGCCUCUAAGGAACGGUCUACCCUAUGUAAACGCAAGACAUUCAAAUGAACUGAUAAUGGAGAAUUGAUUAUAUCCAUGGAUUAUUAAUCUCUACCGACUUCUAUACAUAGAUGAGAUAUGGUGUUCUCAACUGCACAUGUGUAUAUGCAUACAUGCAUACAUGCAUGUGAUGUCAUAAAGGUCUACAAUAUCUACCUAUCCAGUACUUGAAAGCACGCAUUCCCCAGUAAAAGAAUAAUAACUAAAAGAAUUAGGUUAGCAGAAAAAGAAAGGAGCCGCAUUCUUUUUUUCUUUUCUUUUUUUUUUUCUUUUUUCAUUCCUUUCUACAGUAACUGUUCAAAUCUCCAACUACACACACACACACACACACAUUACUAGUAGUACUUACUUU